Rubroshorea leprosula is the source of this 4289-nucleotide messenger RNA. NCBI's taxonomy places the organism in Eukaryota, Viridiplantae, Streptophyta, Magnoliopsida, Malvales, Dipterocarpaceae. The record is from the annotation of a GenBank genome assembly.
GUCUGCUCUGUUUUUCUUCCCGAUUCUUCCUCUCCCGAAAGCCUCCCUCCCAGCCACCGAUUUCCCUCCUCUUGAGAAACGAUGAAGGCCUCUUGAAAUUUCCCUCCUUUCUUGCUCAAGAACCAAGUCUCAAGCCUAGAACUCUCUCCCUCAACCCAGAAAUUCCAGAUCUGCCCUGCGUCUUCUUCCCCUGCCACCGGUUUCAACUGGUGUGGGUGUGAGAUUUCGGUUUUUUGCCAUUCCGUGACUCCCCUGCAAUUUUCCCACCGACUCCUCCCAUAACCGCUAGCUCCAGCUUUACUUGUUGAGGUUUUUGGUAGUGAGACCCGACGCAUGGGGAGCCAGGGGGAGUGACGAGCUAGAUGGCUAGGCACUUUUGGACUUAGAUUUUGUAGCUAGGCUGUUAGUCACCCAUACUUAACUCAGAAGUUCUGUGUACAGAACUUAGUUUUAGUCAUGAUUGUAUAUAUGAAGUUAUAAAUAUUGCACAUCUUGAUUGAUGGCUCCAAAACGGCGUGGGCGCCCAAAGGAUAGCCGUAAGGAUCAGGACACUCCUCCGAUCCCAGCUGCCAAUUCCUCUACCUAAGCUGCUCCGCAGGAGGGAAGGACGAGCAAUCCUCAAGUGGCCAACUUUGUUCAGGAACUUAUGGCGGAGAUAAGACGCUAAGUAUCUCCUACCACAAGUGUACCACCUCCAUCCCCAGUGGUCUCCACUCCUAUGGCCCCUGCUCCAAUUUCCCCUUUUCCUAUCUCUUAUGCUCCUGCUGUGCCUAGCUGGAAGGUCUAUACAGAAUUCCAGAAGCUGAUGACCAAGGGAUUUGAUGGUACUACAGGUUUUGAGCAGGUGGGAUCGUGGAUCAUCGAGGUGGAGCGGGGAUUCCGCCUACUGCAUGUUUCUGAUGACCUUAAGGUCAAUGUAGGCAGUUACAUGCUUACUGGGAAGGCAUUAACUUGGUGGGAGAGUUAUCUGAAGCUACACCAAGGAGAGCCUAAAUUGAGCAGCUGGGAUGGUUUCAAGAAGGUGUUCAUGCAAGAGUACAUACCAGAUAGCAGAAGGCGGGAACUGCAAAGGGAAUUUGCAGAUUUGAAGCAAGGGUCAAGUACUGUUGAGCAAUACAAGGAGGAGUUUGACCGCUAUCUGCCUUUUGUGGGUAGCCAAGUUGCCGAUGAGCAAGCCAAGGCCGACAAAUUUCUGUGGGGCUUGAAUUCCGACAUUUAUUUGGCGGUAAACCAAUUUAAACCCGCCACUUAUCGAGAGGCAGCGGACAGAGCCCUAGACCAGGAGAAGGCAAUGGCUAGGUUCAAGUCCUCGGGGCAGCACGGUGUUGGGUCAUCCCUGGGGAAGAGAAAAUUCGAGGGGAGCCGUAGGCCCUUUGUCCCUGCACCGCCUAGGCCUGAUAUCAGCAAGGGUUCUAAAGGGCUCGGAGCUACCAAGACUGGGGGCCAGGCAUCCACGGCCCAACGUGCUCACCCUACUCAACCUACUUGCCAGUUUUGUGGGAAGGUUGGGCACACCCGUGAUCAGUGCCACAUUGCUACUGGGGCUUGCUUUAGAUGUGGCAAGCAAGGACAUCAGAUUGCAAAUUGUUUGCUACUAGACCCCAAAACUCAAAGUACUCAAUCUACAUCUCAGCAAGGUUCUACUAAUCAGGGGGCACCGAAACAGAAUGUCGGGGUUAGGACAAGAGCCCAACAGGCAAGAGCCCAAGCCCAGCAGGCAAGAGUUCACGUGAUGACCCAUCAGGAAGCUACAGCUACCGACGUAAUCACGGGUACUUUGCCUGUUAACUCUGAUUUUGCACAUGUUUUAUUUGAUUCGAGUGGAUCGCACUCCUUUAUUGCCCGAUCUUAUGCUUUGAAACGAGCUUUGCCUGUUGAUACCUCUGAUUUUGAAUUGCAUGUGGACACCCCUUUAGGAGUGGUGAUGACUACUAGAGAUGUGUGUAGAACUGCGAAUAUCUAUAUUGAUGGUAGACAGUUGAGUGCUAGUCUGUUUGUUUUAGAUAUCUCCAAUUUUGAUAUCAUUUUGGGGAUGGAUUGGUUGUCAAAGCAUUUUGCCUUUACAGACUGCCAUCGGAAAUGGGUAAUUUUUAAUAUUCUUGGUGAGCCAGAGUUUAGUUUCCAAGGCAGUGGCUCUUUUGCUCCACCCACGCUAAUAUCUGCCUUACAGGCUCAGAAAUAUCUUGUAAAUGGUUGCCAGGGUUUUCUAGUUUCCGUCACUGAUGCUAGUAGUGUGACAUUGAGACUAGAAGACAUACCAGUGGUGCGUGAGUUUUCGGAUGUAUUUCCGGAGGAUCUCCCAGGUUUACCUCCGGAUAGGGAGGUUGAAUUUGCUAUUGACCUUGUUCCUAGCACCGGACCUAUUUCUAAAGCACCAUAUCGUAUGGCUCCUAUAGAAUUGAAGGAGUUAAAGAUUCAGCUGGAGGAACUCCUUGAGAAGGGGUUUAUACACCCUAGUGUGUCACCUUGGGGAGCUCCAGUGUUGUUUGUUAAGAAGAAAGAUGGGAGCAUGAGACUAUGCAUUGAUUACCGGGAACUAAAUAAGGUAACUGUGAAGAACCGGUAUCCCCUUCCUAGAAUUGAUGACUUGUUUGACCAGCUCAAGGGUGCCCAAGUAUUUUCUAAGAUUGAUCUUCGAUCUGGCUACCACCAAUUGAAGAUUAAACCUGAUGAUGUGCCAAAGACUGCCUUUCGCACCCGUUAUGGUCGUUAUGAAUUCCUGGUUAUGCCUUUUGGCUUAACAAAUGCCCCUGCUAGAUUUAUGGACUUGAUGAAUCGGGUAUUUAGCCAGUACCUAGACAAGUUUGUGGUCGUCUUUAUUGAUGACAUUUUGGUCCAUUCUUCUAGCCAUGCUCUUCAUGAAAAGCACUUAAGGACAGUCCUCGAGACAUUGAGAAGUGAGAGGCUAUUUGCUAAAUUUAAGAAGUGUGAAUUUUGGCUAGACAAUGUUGCAUUCUUAGGUCACGUUGUGACUAAGGAUGGAAUUUCUGUUGGCCCCCAGAAAAUUGAGGCCGUGGUGAAUUGGAAAAAGCCAAACAGUGUCGUAGAAAUUCAGUGUUUUCUAGGAUUGGCUGGAUAUUACCGUCGAUUUGUGGGGGAUUUCUCCAGAAUUGCUCAGCCAAUGACUCGUCUGAUCAGGAAGGAUGCCAAGUUUGAGUGGACUCCAGAGUGUGAGGAGAGCUUUUUAACCCUGAAGGAAAAGUUGGUCACUGCUCCUGUACUUGCACUUCCAAUCCAUGGGGAAGGAUUCACCAUAUAUAGUGAUGCCUCUAAAAAGGGUUUGGGAUGUUUCUUGAUGCAGAAGGAUAGGGUUAUUGCAUAUGCCUCUCGGCGAUGGCUUGAACUGUUAAAGGACUACGACUUGACCAUUAGCUACCAUCCAGGCAAAGCUAACAAAGUAGCGAAUGCAUUGAGUAGGAAGUCCUCUGGCACUGCCUCUAGCAUCCUUGCCACUCAGAAGGAGUUACUUGAGGAUCUUGUGAAACUGGAUGUGGAGUUGAGAAUGGACAGCAUUACGGCUUAUCUAGCAGCUCUCAGUGCACAACCGGCAUUAAUAGAUAUAAUUAAACUUGCCCAGCAGAAAGAUCCUUUCUUGCAGAGGAUGAAGGAAAAAGUAAGAGCCGGGGAACCCCACAUGCAAGAAUUCAGAAUUUCUGAUGAUGAGAUUUUGUGGUUCGGUAACAGGCUAUGUGUACCAAGAGAUCAUGCUCUAAGGCAUGAGAUUAUGGGAGAUGCCCAUUAUACUAGCUAUACAAUUCACCCAAGUAGCACCAAGAUGUAUCGCGAUUUACGUAGUACAUUUUGGUGGCGGAACAUGAAGAGGGAGAUAGCUAGAUUUGUCUCACAAUGCCUAACUUGUCAAAAAAUCAAGGCUGAGCACCAGAGACUUCCUGGAAAACUGCAGCCUUUACCUAUUCCCCAAUGGAAGUGGGAGAACAUCACCAUGGACUUUGUGACAGGCCUACCACGAACCUUAAAGGGUAAUGAUUCCAUCUGGGUCAUCGUUGAUCGAUUGACCAAAUCAGCUCACUUCUUACCCUACCGAACUGCCACCUCUAUUGAAAAGCUUGCCAAUAUGUACAUGGAGGAGGUAGUCAAGCUACAUGGAGUCCUUGUGUCUAUUGUGUCAGAUAGAGAUACUAGAUUUUUAUCUCAUUUCUGAACAAGCUUGCAGUAGGCACUUGGUACUCAAUUAAAUUUCAGCACGGCCUUUCAUCCUCAAACUGACGGGCAAUCUGAAAGAACUAUUCAGAUACUUGAGGAUAUGUUGAGGGCUUGUGUUCUAGAUU